AUGGAUUCGCAGUGGCAGGCCUAUGGGGGCGACCCUUCGAUGAGUCGUCCGACGAGCCAUCUAGACAACACACCAGGAUCCUAUCCCCCCCGACUGAAUACCAAUACCAAGUAUGGCGGGCAACCACAGGUCCCGCAAGCUCAACCUCCUGCGGGAUACACCUACGAGAGCUACCAAUCGCCCAUAACGGCAGCAAAGGCCACCACCGUAGGCCCCAACUCCAAACCAGACCCAAUGACCUCCUCUCCAGCCGCGACGCCGCACACACACGACUAUAUCCCAGACGCCGAUACUCCCAUGGAGGAUGCCGACCCUUUUAACCGUUCAAAAUACCCAACAAGGCUGACUCACAACCCUCGCCCAUCGUCGCAAUACAUGCCGACCGAAGAAUCGACUGCCGCACGCCGAUAUUCGCCUAUGAACAUACUAUCACCUACUCUGCCUUUUACCUCUAGUCCAACAAAGGGACAGAACCCUUUUGUCGGUUCGCCUUCUGGGCCCAGCAGCUCUCGACAAUCCCCUACAAGAGCAGGUUAUGCGUCACCUCCACAGACUUAUCAGUCACCACCAGGCUCGCGUAUGUCCCGACUUCCCCCCUUGCAGUCCUCAGACGCGAGUUCCGAGCAGUAUUUCCCUUCCUCUGCUUCAUCUCUGUUGAGCGCUCCUUUCGGGUCUGAGUCCAAAUCGCCGCGUCCCGCGCCGCAGAUCAACCACAACCAACUGCCCGAACGUGGGCCGAUACCAAAGUUUGCGAACAUUAAAUCGACACAAGAACUCCGGCCUAAAACACACGGCCAACCCCCUUUUCGUCGUGCGAACCCCGAGGGAGGCUUCAUUAGUCCAUUACAAGCGCUCACAACUCACCUACCGGCUACAUACCGAAUCUGCAAUCCGGGUUUUAAAUACGAGACAUCACGCAACCCACGUCGUGUACUCACUAAACCCAGCAAAGGCGUUAAGAAUGAUGGCUACGAUAAUGAAGACAGUGAUUACAUUCUUUACGUAAAUGAUAUCCUCGGCAGUGAGGACGGAAGUCACAAGAAUCGAUAUCUUAUUCUGGAUGUUCUGGGUCAGGGAACUUUUGGACAAGUCGUCAAAUGUCAGAAUCUCAAGACCCAGGAGGUUGUUGCUGUCAAGGUGGUGAAAAACAAAACCGCUUAUUUCAACCAAAGCAUGAUGGAAGUCUCCGUUCUCGACUUGCUUAAUACCAAGUAUGAUAAGAACGAUGACCACCAUCUUCUCCGACUUAAAGAUACAUUUCUACAUCGACAACACCUUUGUUUGGUGUUCGAGUUACUGAGCGUGAAUUUGUAUGAGCUAAUCAAACAAAACCAAUUCCGUGGAUUGAGCACGACACUAGUCCGCGUGUUUGCACAGCAACUGCUUAAUGGGCUCAGUCUGUUAAACAAAGCACGACUGAUACAUUGUGAUCUCAAGCCUGAAAACAUCUUACUAAAAAAUUUAGAAAGCCCUAUCAUCAAGAUAAUUGAUUUCGGCUCUGCUUGUGAUGAACGUCAGACUGUGUACACUUACAUUCAAUCUCGGUUUUACCGUUCGCCUGAAGUUUUGCUAGGACUUCCAUACUCUUCAGCAAUCGACAUGUGGUCACUAGGGUGUAUUGUCGUCGAACUAUUCCUUGGUCUACCUUUAUUCCCAGGAUCUUCGGAGUACAAUCAAGUAGCUCGGAUCACAGAGAUGCUUGGAAUGCCUCCUACAUGGAUGCUUGACAUGGGAAAACAAUCCGGCGAGUUCUUUGAAAAGACCCAAGAUGAGUUCGGCAGAAAGUCGUGGCGCUUGAAAAGCAUGGAGCAAUAUUCCCGGGAACACAACACCAAGGAACAACCCAGCAAAAAAUAUUUCCAGGCCAACACUUUGGAAGAAAUUAUCCGAAGUUACGCGAUGCCAAGAAAGAAUAUGAAACAGUCGGAGAUAGAAAGAGAGGUAAAUAACCGUGUCGCAUUCAUCGACUUCGUGCGUGGUCUGUUGCAAAUUAAUCCUCUAGAGAGAUGGUCUCCACAGCAGGCAAAAUUGCAUCCUUUUAUCACCCAGCAAAAGUUUACUGGUCCAUUUUUACCUCCUAUGAACUUGAAAUACUCCGCGCUUAACAAGAGCAUUGCUCCUGGAAUACAACAGCAGCAACAGGCAGAAGCUGCUAGCAAGCAGAGGGCAGCCCAAGCGGCUCAAGCAGCCCAGGCUCAAGCCCAGUCAGCCGCUCAGUCUGCAUAUGCAUUACAAAUGGGUCAAUAUCACACCCCACCACAUAAUCAACCCCCACCAGUUUAUAAUGGCAUCUAUCCUAAUCAUCAACAAGGCGCCCCGCCUCCUUACCCGGCCCAGCCACCAGGGUAUGGGCACCAAAUGAACAUGAUGCAGGGGCAGCUUCAUCAACCCCAGUAUGCGCCUUCUCAAAGUCUCUUUGCUCAGGCAACUACAAGAGCCGGUCGACAGCGGGCGACUACUCUAGACCAGCAACAGGGAGGCAUACCGCAGAGUAUCCAGCGCGUUGCUAGCCAUCUUGAUCCGAAUGCUCCAAUUAGAUUACAACCGAGCCCUGCCUAUUACCCUCCGCCCCCAGAUGGCUACAGUGAAUCUGCUGCAAGCGCCAGACGUCGUGGAAGUCGAGCUGGGGCCAGUAACCGCAAUCGGGAUUUCAUUCGGACGCUGGAGGACGGUGCUCUUGGCGAUGGUUUCAUGGGACAGUCACAGUCACAGUGGCAUUAG
This is a messenger RNA of Talaromyces proteolyticus, 2721 nucleotides long. RefSeq names its product kinase-like domain-containing protein. Bases 1 to 2721 code for a protein of 906 amino acids. Lineage: Eukaryota; Fungi; Ascomycota; Eurotiomycetes; Eurotiales; Trichocomaceae. The transcript is spliced from 7 exons. Gene Ontology annotation, cellular component: nucleus; cytoplasm. Gene Ontology annotation, molecular function: protein tyrosine kinase activity; protein serine/threonine kinase activity; ATP binding. Gene Ontology annotation, biological process: peptidyl-threonine phosphorylation; peptidyl-serine phosphorylation. The record is from RefSeq and is a predicted model, not a curated record.